Molecule: messenger RNA, 1395 nt
Organism: Chara braunii
Lineage: Eukaryota; Viridiplantae; Streptophyta; Charophyceae; Charales; Characeae
Source: the annotation of a GenBank genome assembly
CCGGAUCGAAGGGAGGAGAAGGAGUGGCGUCCUUACCAAAAGCCGGUGGUAUGCUACAACUGUGACGAGUCGGGGCACUAUGCUAACCAGUGGCCCAACCGAGACUGGCGAUAGGCAAUAUUCACCAAGACGAUCCGACCCUCGACGCGCUUAUUCACCACAGAGGAAGGAUCGUGAGCUGCGGGAUAAGGUGGUGGAACUAUCGAAAGGAGUAGCGUCGAUCAAGGAGCAUUUCGACGCCAUACAAGCGAAGAAAGUCGCCGAGAAAGCUAGAUGCAAGUCGGAGCGAGAGAAAAAGCAGGAGGAAGAGCUACGCAGACAAGAGGAGGAAGAAGCGAGAAGAGCUCAAGAAGAAUUACGACGAGCGGAGAAGAAACGCAAGAGGGAGGAAAAAGCAAAACGGGAAGCUAAUUUGCGCGCAGAAAUGAAGAAAGAUGUUACGAUGCAUGCAGCGCUUUUGAUGAGCGAAAUUAAAGACGAUUGGAUCAAUCAAUGGAAGACAGAAGUUCUAUCGACACUGGCAGUUGGGUUGGGUGACGUGAAAGGCCAGAAGAAGGUGGCGUGUAACUCCGAAAGUGACCACUACUCCGAGGAAAGCGGCGAGGAUAGUGACACAAGUGUGACUCAAGACCUGAGCGUGAAGGCCAGCAAACUUUGUAUUACGGAGAAGCGUAAACGAGAGGACGACGUGGUUUUGGAGAAUAGUCCUCCUAUGGAGUUUCCAUCGAAGAGAACCCCACAACGAGUGGCGGGAAGAAUGCAGAAGGAGAACCUGCGUCUGACUCGAGCACGAGCGAAGAAGAUGCGUACUCCGAUCUCAUCCAAGAGGAAGACCCCGAUGAAAACUCCGUUGUCGAAGUUAACGAAGUUUGCCAGAAAGAAGUCACCUCCAAGUGGAAGAAUGACUCUGGCAAGUCGUAUCCUUGCCCGACUGCGCUAUUGGGAUUCAAUCAUGCACGAAUUAAAAGACUGCAACGCCGAUGAAUUGCAACGAUUUUGCAAGGAGGAAGGGAUUCCCUAUGUAGGGAAAGUUGACACGAUCUUUGAUUUGGCGGAACAUCGGGCACAACAGUACGCUACUGUUCCUCCACAGGCCGAAGUAAUACGUAUCGCGGAUUCUACGGAUGUAUGCACCAGUGACUCAGGCGAAACUAAGGAGUGAUGUGGGAUUCCCACAGCUGCUUGGAUCGAUCUUUGAAGAUACCUUACUAGCUUACGAUGCUCCCAGGCUUUGAAAGUACGUCUAGACGGGCUAGUGGUUGGCCCAGUCGAUAGGAACUCAGGUGAAUCAGUAGCUAUAUGUGUCGGCACCUAUUUCGAAGCAAUGAUACAAACGUUUGUGUAUAAUCCCGGUUAUCAGAUAGUUAGAUACGGCGAUAAACAAGCUUUGAGAGA